AACCAAUUAUAAAUACAUCACGAAAAGUAUGAAUUAAUGGCAAUUUUGAUUUUAUUAAUUCAAAUUUUAAUGAUAAACGUUUCUUGUGUUAAAUCCAACGAUGAAAUGAACACGACACUAAUCGGUUCUUGCACCCACCGAAUCUUUUGUAACGACCAAGUGUUAUCGGCCAUCCAAAACGCCGAUAUCUAUAACACAUUAAAAGAAUUCUUGGAUAUGAGUAUCAUGGAGGGAGAAACCGUCGAUUCGAUCUUAAAAAGUUUCAACGAAUUGAUGAAAAAGCACAACGGGAAACCAUCAAAAUACGAUAUGCUAGCUUUCUUGGAAAGUUAUUUCCACAAAUUGCAAUUACUCGAAAUUUGGCGCCCGGAUGAUUACAAGGACACCCCGAAAAUCAUCUCUCAGAUCAAAAACGUCGAAUUAAGAACUAUGGCGCGGAAAAUAAUCGAAACUUGGCCCCGAUUAGGACGAAAAAUCAGAAAGACAGCUAAGGAUUCGCCCGAAUCGCAUACUUUGAUUUACGUUCCGAACGGUUUUAUCAUACCAAGUGGGAAAUUUGAAGAGUAUCAUUAUUGGGAUAUGUAUUGGACCGCGAGAGGGCUUUUAUUAUCCGAUAUGGACAAAACGGUGCGAGGAAUUUUAACUAAUCAUUGUUAUUUAUUAAAAAAAUUCGGUUUUAUACCAACCGGAGGUCGAAUUUAUUACAUAAGUCGAUCAAACCCUCCUCUUUUAAUGAAACUAGCCAGGGAAUAUCUCGAUAAAACCGGCGAUUUAGACUGGUUAAGACCCAACAUACCCUUACUAGAAAAAGAAUUAUUCUUUUGGAUCAACAAACGCUUCACUAUCGUUACCAUCAAUAAAAAAACAUACAGCUUAGCCCAGUAUUACGUUAACAGUACUGGACCAAGACCCGAAGAAUAUCAUAAAGAUUUAAAAUUAGCUGAUAUUUACCAAGAGGAUAUAGACAAAGAAACCUUUUAUAAUGAAGUGAAAAGUGCUGCUGAAAGUCGUUGGGAGGACUCGACUCGGUUUUAUCGUAGCCUUAGAAAAUCACAGUUCGAAAACGCUUCUAUAAUUUCAGUUUCGAAAGUAAUUCCGGCCGAUUUAAACGGGAUUCUUUACGGCGCUUUCAACGACAUGGCGCAAAUGUACUCAAAAAUCGGCCAAUUGCAGAAUAAAACUGCGUGGACUCAACGAGCCGAGGAACUAAAAAAAGCGAUUAACUCUGUGUUAUGGGACGAGGAGGAUGGAAUUUGGUACGAUUACAACUUAAUAACGAAAAAGCGAGUGCGAAUGUUUGCCUGUAGUAACUUAGUACCGCUUUGGACCAAAGUUUACGACGAUGAUAAUCAGGAAUUUAUCGGUAAACGAGUUAGCGAGUACUUAAUUCGUAAAGAAAUCGUUAAUUAUGUUGGGGGAAUACCCCCGACUAAAAAAGGUUUUGGGAAUUGGGAUUAUCCUUUCGUUUAUCCCUAUCACCAAUACAUUAUAGUGCAUGGUUUGAAGGAUACCGGCGAAAAACAAGCUUUGGAGCUGAUGCACACUUUUGUUGAUAAUUUUUUGAACGCUUGUAUUAUCGGGUUUAAAUCCACCGGAAUGCUUUAUGAUAAAUACCACGCCGAUAUACCUGGACGGUACGGUGGUGGUCGUGAUUUUGAACGUACGAGCGGUUUUGCUUCGACAAAUGGGGUUGUGUUGGACUUUAUUGAUAUUUAUACUACUUCCGGGUUUAAAAUGAAGCGUUAUAAUCGUAACUUAAGAAAUAUAAUUGUAUUGUUAUUUGUAAGAUGUUUCAAUAUUUAA
Molecule: messenger RNA, 1803 nt
Organism: Onthophagus taurus
Lineage: Eukaryota; Metazoa; Arthropoda; Insecta; Coleoptera; Scarabaeidae
Product: trehalase-like
Biological process (GO): trehalose catabolic process
Molecular function (GO): alpha,alpha-trehalase activity
Source: RefSeq, a predicted model, not a curated record